Acipenser ruthenus (sterlet) is the source of this 1955-nucleotide messenger RNA. RefSeq names its product solute carrier family 30 member 8 (gene slc30a8). Gene Ontology annotation, biological process: mRNA 3'-end processing. Lineage: Eukaryota; Metazoa; Chordata; Actinopteri; Acipenseriformes; Acipenseridae. Gene Ontology annotation, molecular function: RNA polymerase II complex binding. The transcript has 7 exons. The record is from RefSeq and is a predicted model, not a curated record. Gene Ontology annotation, cellular component: RNA polymerase II, holoenzyme. The coding region runs from base 133 to 1065 and encodes 310 amino acids.
UUUAUUGCCGUGUUGCUGCAGCAGACUAUAUUUUGUGCUGGGUUGUGCGGGCGAAGGAGCUGAGGCGAGUGAACUGUGUGGCUGUAUAGGCAAGCAAGCAAACAAGCAGUGUUUACCUGGCAGUAAAUUAAAAUGUCGGCAUUUUCAGAGGUUGCUUUAGAGAAAAAACUGUCAGAGCUCAGUAAUUCACAGCAAAGCGUUCAGACUUUGUCUUUAUGGUUAAUUCAUCACCGAAAACACUCAAAAACCAUCGUAACUGUGUGGAUCCAGGAACUCAAGAAAGCCAAGGUCUCGAGAAAGCUGACAUUUCUCUACCUAGCCAAUGAUGUCAUCCAGAACAGUAAACGAAAAGGCCCUGAAUUUACAAAGGAUUUUGCACCAGUUAUAGUUGAUGCCUUUAAGCAUGUUGCAAGUGCCAGUGAUGAGGGAUCCAAGAAGCACCUGGAAAGAGUAUUCUCGAUUUGGCAGGAAAGGGCGGUUUACGAGAAUGAUCUGCUUGACCAACUCAAAGAGGUUCUGCGUGGUAAGAAGCCGAAGAAGCGUCCCUAUGAAGAGAUCAAGGUUAAGGAAGAUGAUUAUCCCUGCCCGAGCUCUCCUGCCGACUCUCCCCAGACUGUUGAAAUCAUCAAAGCUUUGCAGGAGCUUGAGAAUGCAGCCUCGGGGGAUGCUGCUGUUCGCAAGAGGAUCUCCUCCCUGCCCCUGGAGGUUCAGGAUGCUUCCUUGCUGGAUAGAAUAACAGAUAAAGAGUCCGGGGAGCGGCUCUCCAGAAUGGUGGACGAUGCCUGUCUGCUUCUGGCAGACUAUAACGGGAGGCUGGCAGCGGAGAUAGAUGAUCGGAAGCAGCUGACCCGAACACUCACCGAUUUCCUACGCACUCAAAAAGAAAUUCUAACAGAAAAAGAACAGAAACUGGAAGAAUAUAAACAGAAACUGGCCAAGGUGUCUCAAGUACGAAAAGAGCUUCGAUCCCAAAUUGGCAACCUUCCAGACCUUUCUCUGCUUCCGAACGUGACGGGGGGGCCCCUGCGCUUGCCAUCCUCAGGGGACUUCUACACUACAGACUGACAUGCUGGGUCCUGGGUCUUCAUCCUCUCAAUACCCCACUCCUGUCCUCAGCUAGGAUAGGUCAAACAGAUAUUGUGAUAUUAUUUUUGUAUCUUAUGAGAGUGGAAUUAAUGAUAAAAAUAGAAAAUGUAUAUGAUGUGUUCCUACAAAAAUACAAUUAACUAUAUCAUUUCGCACUCAACUGCAGUGUGUUUUUCGUUGUUAUUUCUAUCAUCAUGGCACGCCCCUGUGUUUUUGUUGAAGUUUAAGCCAAUACAUUCAAUUUUUUUUUUUAUGUAUUGUCCAGGGUUAUCGGUUCUGGAGUCAGGUUGUAGAAAUGUAUUGAAUCUUUCUUUUAAAGGACUGGUGAAACAGAUAAAGAAAUUGUCUGGGAACCAAUAAUUCUUUAGUCGUCAUUCUUUAGAAAGAAGUUUACACAAUAAUAGAGAGUUUCUGGACCACUUCAGCAAUUCACAAACAUCACUAUGGUAUGCCUUUCUGUGACUUCUGUGCAGGAUGUCACAAUGAGGCAGCGUUCUCGGUGGGAUCGUCAGUUGCAGCAUCCUUAGCUCGAGAUGUAACAAUGCGUAACCUGGAAAACAACACAGCAGCUUCACACUCAGUGAAAUGCAACUUUAACCAUUAGGUAUCAUAAAUAUAUCUCAAAUAUAUAUUUGUGUUCAUUUUUCAGAUGUUGAAAAAAGAUAUUCCAAGUACUGUACAAAUAUACAGUGCCGUGAAAGUAUUUUCCCCCUGUCUGAUUUUCUGCAUUUUUGCACAUUCUUCACAUUGUAUUUGGUCAGAUUUUAUGGUGGGUUGUAGUAGUAUAUAGAGGGAGUCUGAGAAAAAAAAUGACAAAGUUUGGUGCUUCUUUCAUUUGUUUGGUGUGCAAGGUAAUCAAACAUGCAAUC